Messenger RNA from Sinocyclocheilus rhinocerous, 1973 nucleotides. Its product is annotated as fibroblast growth factor receptor 2-like. The coding region runs from base 1 to 300 and encodes 99 amino acids. NCBI's taxonomy places the organism in Eukaryota, Metazoa, Chordata, Actinopteri, Cypriniformes, Cyprinidae. The transcript is spliced from 2 exons. The record is from RefSeq and is a predicted model, not a curated record.
AUGUCAUGUUGUCUGUUCCUCUGUCUCAGGUACAUGAUGAUGAAGGACUGCUGGCAUGCAAUCUCCUCUCACAGGCCCACAUUCAAACAGUUGGUCGAGGACUUGGACCGCAUUCUCACUUUGGCAACCAACGAGGAAUAUCUGGACCUGUGCGCCCCGGUGGAGCAAUACUCUCCCAGCUUCCCCGACACACGCAGCUCCUGCUCCUCUGGAGACGAUUCCGUCUUCUCCCACGACCCCUUAGCAGACGAGCCCUGCCUUCCCAAGUACCAGCACAUCAAUGGAGGCAUAAAAACAUGAGCCUCUUCAACGUUCUCCAGACCCACCGCAUCCAAGCUACGCCUGCAGUUCUCAACAAGACUGAGAGACUUUUACCCACAGUUCCCUUGUACCCAUUCAGAACCGUAUGCUGCCUCUAGACUCCUUGCGAAGCUCCCGCUGAACUUUUGGAGUGCGCUAAAGGAGGCUGAGACGUCAGCAAUGCUGCUUUUCCGGAAAGAAACUGAAGUGUGUGAAGCGCAGGUGCUUUUUUUUGUGGAAACACACACUUGUGCGCACAAAAACACGUGACCAAGCUCUUAAGAAGAGGACAAGGACUGAAGAAAAGUGACUGUUUCCAAGGGCCCACCUCUUAAAUUUUUUUGUUUAUUUCGAUGGGGUUUUUUUUUCGUUUAUGUUGGAGUUCUAUUACAUUCUUGCUGUCAUUCCGUUGCUUGGCAUUCCAGGAUUCUGUGUUCCCAAGAGAAAUGAAUGGAGCACAUGAACAGAACUCUUAAGAUACAAAAAGGAGACAAUAGGAUACGAGUACAAUAAGGAAACAUACAACUAACAGAAGAAGUAGAAGAAAUCAUAACACUGCCUCCGGUUGAUUUUUAUUGUUUAUUUUAAAUGCUCAGUUUUUACCAUGAUAACACGGUUAUCGUACAAAAAGCCCAAGCCGUUAUCCUUAAUGGUUAAAAAAAUAAUACAUGGUAUAUAGUGCUGGGUAUAUUUGUAAAUAUAUUCAAAUAUGUAAAAAUAUAUAUUAUAUAUUUACAAUUAAUUAUUUUUGGUAUGGACUUCCGAACAAUUCCUCCCUUUUCCCGCAGAGUGAGAAAUAGAUGUAGACACAUCUAGAUGUUUCUAUUACAUUCCCAGACAUACAUUAGCACAUUUAUAGCAGGACUCGACAUUAAAAACUCCAUGAUAUGGCUUAUCUCUUAUGUGUUUCCUGUUAAAACAGGAAGUUUCUUUUCUUUGUCAUGUUUUGGGAGUGUACUAGCAUUUAGAUGACCUCAAAACUAACGAACAUUGACUAAAAGCCAAACAACUCUCAGUUUUCAUGCAUAUGUUCCAGACACUUUGAGCCGUGGUGCUGGUUCGAAACCAGGCGCACAAAAUCCCCUGGAAAAGUUUAAUGUCGGGUCCUGCGCAACUCUCACUUGCUGACACAGUCACGUAUUGGCUUUCAGGGAAAGAGAUAGCAUGUUAAUUUAUUGACUUAUGUUAAAAAAAGAAUCAAAAGGAUAAAAAAAGAUCAAAAUAAUAAAGAGAUAAUAUUAAUGACGACAGUAGAAACAAUAAUGAUUCAUAAUGUUUAUUUUGUAAUUUAAAAUAACAUUUCAGUGGUACAAAGAAUUAUUUGUAGCUGGUAUCGAAAGAUUUGCAUUUCUUACGUCUUUUUAUAUAUAAAUAUACAAAUGUGAAUGGUAAGUUAAAAUGCAAAAAUAACGUACAUUUUUAUAGUCAGCUAAUCCCUUUUCUAUAGUAGAGGAUGUUGUUUUUAUCCGGCUGUUUUACUCACACUGAAGUUUGCAUUUGAAUUUGACGAAAUACUGGAAAAAAAGGUUGCAGUAUAUUCUGUGCAGUUUUACCCACAACUCAAAAGUAUUAAGAAUCGUUCAAGUGUUUCAUUUUCUUCCAGACAAAUGAGCUGAGGUUGCUGUCAACAAGUGUUCCUGACAGAUUUGUAAAAUUAAAGAUGAAAAAAUGAA